This is a messenger RNA of Portunus trituberculatus (swimming crab), 1187 nucleotides long. RefSeq lists its product as uncharacterized. Bases 156 to 647 code for a protein of 163 amino acids. NCBI's taxonomy places the organism in Eukaryota, Metazoa, Arthropoda, Malacostraca, Decapoda, Portunidae. The record is from RefSeq and is a predicted model, not a curated record. The transcript has 5 exons.
AAACAAGCAGGCGUGAGGAGGCCCCACCCCUUGCACGCUUGGCACUGGCAGUCUGAGCUUACCUGUAUUGCCGUUUGAGUCAUUUCUUCUUAUCCUCUUCAGGAAGUCUGCUUUUGUUAACAAGGCACAUACUGGAAGUGGGAACAGACGCAAGCAUGAACGAGAGCAGUGUUGAGGCUCCGCUAAGUCGAGCUGACUUCCUCGCCCUCAGGCACAUGCUUCUCAACGCCCUGCAGAAGAGGUGUUCCAACCUGACGGAGGCUGUGGUGGGAGAGGUGCGCGCCUUGCUGCAACCCAACACCACCCUAGGUCCUCCUCAGGCUAAGUCGGAGGACUCCUUGGCGGUGCUGUACAUCGUCUUCGUGCUGCUCUUCUUCGCGGCCUCCCUGCUCGUGCUGCUCGUCAAGUACCUCAGGCGGGAGCGGGAGUCCACGCGCCUGCAGAAGUUUUACGAAGACUACCUCGUAAACACACGAUCAAGCGCGGUGGUUCACUACGACACACAAGGGCGUCGCCUUCACCCUACCACGCCUGAGUCUCCACACCCGUCUCCCCCAACCUGGACGCCAUCUCUCACACCACCCACCACGCCCAUCGACGCCGUCUCCCUCACCCUUCCCAGAGAACUCAUUGAACACGAGUUCUAACACAUAAUGACAUUUACUGACUCUUGUAUCAUGUUGAUUUCUGCGCGUCACGAACUCGGAUAGACGAGAAAAAAAAAAAAAAAAACCGACUCGUUCAUGGAGUGGAGAGUGACGGUGGACAGAGGAGCCUUGAUGGCUUCCAUGGUGAGGUUCAGGCCGUCGUGUAUACCCAUGUAACUGCUGUGCAUCUUUCUGGUUCUCUAGGAGGCCAGGAACCUUGACUCUAGUGACUGCAGUGAUGCAGUGUAUACAGUAUACAUGAGAUAAUUUUUUGUUAGUUUUAAUAAUGUUAGUUAAGUCAAGAAAAUCCUUGUGGUGUGGUUUAGUCUGUGAAGUCAAGAAGUCAUGUUCUCGGUGACAAGGUUUCUAAGAAAGUAAUUGGAAACAUUCCCUGAAAUGUUUAUUCAGCGCGUAGUAAUACAUCGUUUGUAAACUACCCAGAGUAAUGCAUCUGAAUAAGGAGUGUCCAUCGCUGAAAAUUUCCUGUUCGACAUCGCAGGUGAUCUAGUUGUUAAAUUUUCAAUAAAAGUCAUAAGGAAA